This is a messenger RNA of Hyalella azteca, 4029 nucleotides long. Its product is annotated as gamma-aminobutyric acid receptor alpha-like. Gene Ontology annotation, cellular component: membrane; synapse; neuron projection. The transcript is spliced from 11 exons. Gene Ontology annotation, biological process: regulation of membrane potential; nervous system process; chemical synaptic transmission. Lineage: Eukaryota; Metazoa; Arthropoda; Malacostraca; Amphipoda; Hyalellidae. The coding region runs from base 34 to 1761 and encodes 575 amino acids. Gene Ontology annotation, molecular function: extracellular ligand-gated monoatomic ion channel activity; neurotransmitter receptor activity; GABA-A receptor activity. The record is from RefSeq and is a predicted model, not a curated record.
CGAGCUGUGACGCCGACGAGCAACAUCUCCUUCAUGCUGGACAGCCUCCUCCGCGGCUACGACAACAGACUCAGGCCUUCCAUGGGAGGCUCACCGACUGUUGUUGAAAUCGAUGUGGAAGUUCGGAGCAUGGGACAAAUCUCCGAAAUGGACAUGGAGUUCUCGAUGGACUGCUACUUCCGCCAGACGUGGCUGGACCAGCGACUCGCGUUCUCAGACCACGAGCGAGCCUUCACACUCUCCGUGGCUAUGCUGGAACGCCUCUGGAAGCCUGACACUUACAUACACAAUGGACGAAGAAGUCACUUGCACGUCAUCACGACACCAAACAAGCUCAUCAGACUCUAUCCCUCAGGACGAAUACUCUACUCGUCGAGGCUUACGAUCCAUGCUACAUGCCCCAUGGACUUGAGGGACUUCCCCAUGGACACCCACCAUUGUUUGUUAUUAAUAUACAGUUAUUUACCAGAUGCAUACACGACACGUGAUGUCAUUUACCGCUGGAACGACAACCGCCAGAUUGUUAUAGCAUCCGACAUGAGGCUGUCCCAGUUCGACCUAAUAGCUGCGCCAUCGAGCUUCCAGAACAUCACGCGCACCACAGGGCAGUUCUCGGUGCUGAAGGCGAGCUUCUACCUGCAGCGCCGCAUGGGCAACUUCCUCAUCCAGGUGUACGGGCCGUGCAUGCUGCUCGUCGUGCUCUCCUGGGUGUCUUUCCUGCUCAACAGAGAGGCCACGGCUGACAGAAUCUCGCUCGGAGUCAUGACCGUCCUGACGAUGACAUUCCUGGGGCUGGAGGCUCGAGCUGACUUGCCCAGAGUGAGCUACUCCACGGCGCUCGACAUUUUCGUCUGGAUUUCUUUCGGCUUCAUCUUUGCCACUAUCGUUGAGUUUGCAUUCGUACAUUACUUCACCAAGUUUGGGUCCGGAGAACAAUAUUGGCCUGUCAAUAGCGACAAAUGCGAGAAUCACCAGCCCCAGCAACCCCAACAACAGAACCACCGUCAGCAAUCUGAACAAUGGCAGCCAAGGCAGCAGCCUCUGAUGCCGCGCCAGUCUUCUGUGGAAGAAGCGAUCGCGUGUAAGCACAACACAGCAGCAGCAAGCCGCUCAACGUCCGACGUGUCCCUCGAUGAGCAACUGGUGACGUCCGACCAGGACACCCCCCAGAACACGCCCAACCACCAGUCUUCCCCGGCCUCAGUUCGCUCGUCGCACUCCACCCCUCACUCCAACUGCUCGCCCAGUCGAUGCAGCACGCGGGCGGCUGACGUCAUAGACAUAACAACAUACAAUGCUAGCGGGUGCAGCAAAGGGUUGCCAGUCGGACUACAUUACUGCAAACGGCAUCAAAAUAAUCAUGAGCUGCAAUACAUUCACUACCAUCAGCAUACCAACACACCGAGUCAUCAGGCGCUCAACAACAGGCAACAGCCCAAACUGAAACAAACUACCGUAUCAGAGCGUCACAUGAGAGGGCGUUGGUAUAAGAGACUGCGGCCCAGAUGUUGUCCACGCAGACAAUUCGUCACGUCUCUCGUCCCUGCAGUGAACAUGAAGAAGAAAGAGGAUCAGCGACGCAAGCGCCGGUCAUGCAUGCGCCAAAUGAACUCAGUGUCUCAGAUCGAUCAAGUUUCAAGGAUUGUUUUUCCUAUUUGUUUCGUCAUUAUGAACUUGAUAUACUGGUACAGCUACAUUACACAUUCUCAGAGACUGAUUUAUCAUCUGCCACCACCAAGAUAUGCGUCUGCAACGUCCUAACAUUGCAUUACUCUUGGCCGUGGCGUGUCAAAGCUCAAAAGUAUAGGCCAUAUAAAAUAAGGAUUUAAUUUUAUGUACCUGUUGUACAGCAAAUGAACGGUCGGUAUUAAAUACGCGAAAACAUCGUUCGAAUUAAAUAAUAGCAUGCCUCGCUGAAUGUAUCGUGAAUUUAUUCGUUUUAUUUAUUUUCUAUUACUCAUUCUGACUGUUUCCAAUCAAAAUGGAUGGUGCGCAGCCGUCGGCCACAAAUUUAACUGUUAAACAAGCUUUGAAGUAAACGCUCCAUACAAACAUGCUUAGCUAGACUCAGAGCUACUAAGUCGCAGACCACGCCAGAAAGCACCGCAAGCCAUACCAGUUUCGCGACGGCUUGAGGCCUAAGGCGCUGUGUGCUUGCAGCCUAGUCUCCAGCCAGUAAAGUCUUCACGGAAUCGACACCCAAGCACUCGUAUAUCUCCAUACUUACUCCGCCUCCCCACCUCGCUGCAGUCAAUGAACUUCUCCAGUCCCCUAAUAUUUGCCCCGCUUCUCCACCUUGCUACACCCAAUGAGGUUUUGUUAGUUAAUGAAAGGUUUGUUUGGGUAGAGAAUCGGGUCAAGUUUGGAGGAAGACACAUACAUGAUUGUUGUCUCCGUGAAGAAUAUACUGGCUGGAGAAGUGGCUGCUGGCUUUCGGCGCCUAUGGGCUAUGGUUCCAAGCACUUGAGUUCAAUGGCCAAUCUACUCAAUAGCAUGCAUGGGGGAGAACAUGAAAGUGAUAACGGUAUUGGCAACGCUGGCCUCUAAUUAGGUUAGGUUACGCAACGCCCGGCAUGAAGUAUUCUGUGAUACUCGAACCUUACCUCUAGCGCAUGUAUGUGAGCACAUCUAUCCGAUUAAUUUGUCUCUAAUUUGUAUGUGUGUGUAAGAAGAGGGUUGAUGUAAAUGCAGUUAAUCUAUGAAGGGCUCGGUGGUCGAUGGGUAGAUAAGUAUGCAGACUCCAGACCUACACUGACCUUGGGAAGGAGAUGGUUCAAUGCAAUGCUAGCCCAGACCAUCCUGGAGCAAAACAUUGAAAACGAAUGUAGAUUUGUACAUAGAUUUUUGUAUUCAAGGACCAGUCUUCAUAAAAUUUUUACUAUUAUAAUGAAUAUUUCAUCAUUCAGAUAAUAUUCAGCCAGCAUUCUCAUUUUUAAACAUAGCGAGCUCCUAUAAAGCAGUCAUUGCCGUCAUAUGGAAUUUAAUUACAUUUGUUCGGAUUCGAUGUUUGCAUCAAAGCAGGAUGUCUAUUUACACAAAAUUAUUCGUGAUUUCAUCGAAAAAAAAUAAGAUCCUUUGACACAAUAUUAAUUGCGAAUCUUUCUUUACAUUAAAAUGACCAUAUGAGUACUUAUUUUGAAAGACCACAAUCCGUAGUUUAUAAUAUAUCAUAGCAUCUAUAAUUUCCCAAAUAGGCAUGAGGUGAUAGAUAUGUUUUGCUAAUGUGUAUGAAGAUUUUCGGGCUGCGUGAUCUGGGAUAAUAUUGGGUUACACUAAACUGAAGGAAUAAGUUUUCCACAUAACACUUCUGUCAAACAUUGAGAGCAGAGUAACAACACAGUAGUCAAUAUUCCAUCUUUGUCAUAUCAUCAGGUGGGCAGUUUCUCUGUGUGCGGGUAAGUGCGGCUUGUGGCUUGCCCUUGAAAGGUCGACUUUACAACUUCUAACUCGAGUGAAACUUUUCCAUCAAACAACAAACUUUUCCAUCAAACUAUAGCUGCAUCAAAAAUGAAGAAAGGAAAUAAAUAUCAAUCAAAUGUUUCAUGACUUAUAGGUUUAAUGAUGAAUGGUAGAAAUUGCGACCAAUCGCAAUGCAGUUGUUUUACUACUUGCAGUUCCUUCUGUUCACACGUGAGUCGCUCAAAUCCUGUCUCUGACUCGCCGCUCGCUAAUAUAAAUCGUCUCAUGCUCGUCAGAACCACGUUCUAUUUGCAGUUUUCAAUUACCCAAUCGAAAUUGCGAAAUUAGUCAUAUCUUCCUAGAACGUUCGGGUUCAAUUAUAUUUCUAAAUAAAAUGUUUCUAUGGGAAGCUGGCUGCUCAAUGGAGUGAAAUGGUGAAUCGCUUCUUCUGUAGAUGCUAAUGAAAGAGAUCCAUUAAAUAAGUAUAUAAUAGAAUAAAUAUAAUAUGAGUUUUUUAUUAAAGUUUGUAUAUGGGAUGUAAGAGAUCCACUAUAUGAGUUUGUAUAUGUUUUUUCUGUGUAUGUGGUAAGAGAUUUAUUAAAUAAGUAAAAAAUAAAUAUAAUAUGAUGA